AUGAUAACUUGCGAUGUGAUAAAUGAAAGUGCAUAUGUAACUGAAGUUAGAACUACUGUGUUUAAACGGCGCGUCAUAUACCUGUCGGUAUGCGAGCGCAAUCCGUGCACAACGCGAGUGGGCGUGGAGAGGCGAGAGCGACCCGCGUCGGCCGCCUGCGAGGAGCGACUGCCGCCCGGGCCGCGCCGCCGCGCCGCACGCCACGCACGCCUGCACCGGCUCACGCACCGCAGCUGCACACAGCCCGGCCACCUGCCACCGCUGCAGCCUCACGCACCGCGGUAUCGAUGUUCUCGUCGACUCUGCGAGCUGGAGCAGCGAGAGCACAGGCCUGCGGGGGGCUCACGCACUCGCGGGGGGCCGCUCCUGCGCGCUGCGUCACGCAUCUGUCUCGACUUCUUGCUCGCCCGCCAUCUGCAGAGACGCGGUCUGGGCGCGCCACUCGCCCGUGUCACAUUGCUUCGAUGU
Brenthis ino (lesser marbled fritillary) is the source of this 468-nucleotide messenger RNA. Lineage: Eukaryota; Metazoa; Arthropoda; Insecta; Lepidoptera; Nymphalidae. The record is from the annotation of a GenBank genome assembly.